Molecule: messenger RNA, 2991 nt
Organism: Sitophilus oryzae (rice weevil)
Lineage: Eukaryota; Metazoa; Arthropoda; Insecta; Coleoptera; Curculionidae
Gene: mei-9
Product: DNA repair endonuclease XPF
Exons: 15
Coding region: 248-2929 (893 amino acids)
Biological process (GO): nucleotide-excision repair involved in interstrand cross-link repair; resolution of meiotic recombination intermediates; double-strand break repair via homologous recombination
Cellular component (GO): nucleotide-excision repair factor 1 complex
Molecular function (GO): damaged DNA binding; single-stranded DNA binding; single-stranded DNA endonuclease activity
Source: RefSeq, a predicted model, not a curated record
GUACGCUUGCGUAGUAUCUGUGAUCAAAUGAUCAUGUGCAGCAAAUACGGGUUUCAAGGUCAGCCAUAAAACAACAAAACAACUGACUUUACCCAACCAACUCUUUAAAAUCUUUAAUUAUUUAUUUGUUUUUAACUUAAUUCAGAUUUAUUUACUUAUACCCUUGUCUAUACAGGCUUAUUCUAACUAGACACAUAAUUACGGAGCGUUUAAAAACUUAUUCUUAACAGAGUUCUUAAUCUAAAAUAUGAUGAGUGAAUCAAAGGAUAUAGAAGAUGCUAUACUGGAGAAUGCAAAUAAUGGAAACAUGUUAGAUUUUGAAGCUAAAAUAUUUCUAGAUAUUGUCCGCACUGAUGGUUUAGUCAUAGCAGCAAAAGGAGUUAAUCUAGAUUUGGUAAUUUUAAAUAUCUUAAAAGUUUACCAGGAUCCUGGAAAUUUGGUUAUUAUAUUAAAUUCAACUGAAUCUGAGCAACGAUUUUUUAAAGAAAAAUUAAAUUAUCAACAUAUUUAUAGCGAACACCAAAACGGUAAUGAACGAGAGGAAGAAUAUUUAUGUGGAGGUCUCCAUUUUCUAUCCACAAGAAUUUUAGUAGUUGAUUUAUUAAAGAAGCGUAUACCUACUGAUAAAAUUACUGGUAUGAUUGUGUUAAGGGCCCACAGAAUAUUUGAAAGCUGUAACGAGGCAUUUGCUUUAAGGUUGUACAGACAGAAUAAUCAGAGUGGUUUUGUUAAAGCAUUUUCUAAUAGUGCUCAAAGCUUUACUAUGGGAUUCUGUCAUGUCGAUAGAGUUAUGCGUGCUUUAUUUGUCAAUCAACUUUACAUUUGGCCUAGAUUCCAUCUCCUAAUAUGUGAUUGUUUGAAAAAAUAUCAACCACAGGUUAUUGAAUUGCAUAUACCUAUUACAGACCUGAUGAAAAAAAUACAAACUUAUAUAUUGGAGUUAAUGAAUUUAACAGUAAAAGAGUUAAAAAAACUUAAUCCUCCUUUAGAAAUGCAAGAUGUUACAGUAGAAAAUUGUAUAACUAAGAAUUUUCAUAAAAUAUUACAGGCAGAAUUGAAUAUGGUGUGGCAUCAACUUAGUAACAAAAGUUGUCAAUUGAUCGCAGAGUUAAAGACACUUCGGCAUUUGUUACUAUUGCUGUUCUAUACUGAUUCAGUUACUUUCUACUCCAAUUUAUUAGAAUAUAGAAAGCCCGAGUAUGCCAGAAACACACAAUGGGUUUUAAAUAAUUCUGCUGAACUUUUAUUUAAAGACUCUACUAAAUUAGUUUUUACUGAAGAUAGAGAAUUUAAUCCACAAUUUUGUCCUAAGUGGGAAGCCCUAAUGGAACUUUUAAAAGUGGAAAUACCUGCUGAAAUCAGUAGAUCCAAAAAUGAGAAUAAUACAAUAUUAAUUCUUUGUAGUAAUAACAGAACUUGUCAUCAACUUAAUAUGCUUUUAGGAAGUGGUCCUCAGCAUUACCUAGUAUUUUUGGCAUUGAAAAAUAAGAUACAAUUUAAACGUUUAAGUCAAGCGUUCAAGGAUUGUCAUAUGACGAUAGAAGAGACUAGAAAAGAAGACCAAUAUAAUGAGUUAAAUAAAAAUAUUCAGUACAAUGAUGAAAAUGCGUUUUCAAAAGAAGAAGACGAAAAUACCAAGUUUGAAAGCACAUAUAUAUUGACCAUGAAUGACCCUAUAAAGGAUUCCUCUACAGAUGCAUGUAAUGAUCAAAUAUUUACACCUGUUGCAGAUGGUGAUAGCAUAAACUUAAAAGAUAUUUCUAAAACUGUUUGUUCGCCCACAAUACUAAUUCAAACAUUUAAAGGAGGAGAGAAUUAUAUUAGCCUCCAGACUACAUUAGAAGCAUUGAACCCGAAUUUCCUAAUUAUGUAUCAUAGCAAUGUAACAGCAAUACGAGACAUCGAAAUGUAUGAAGCACACAAUAAAAACCCCGGAAAAUUAAAAACUUAUGUUCUCAUACAUGCAGGAACAGUCGAAGAACAAUCAUAUUUGACGUUACUGAGAAGGGAAAAAGAAGCAUUUGAAUUUUUAAUUCAAACAAAAGCUCAAAUGGUAAUUCCGUCUGAUCAAGAUGGUAAAAAUGCUCAAUGUAUUACUCUACAAAAACCACUAGAUAGUUCCGAAAAAAAUACACGUCAAGGAGGUCAAGUCACAGCGGUAGAAAAAUCUUUUGUUAUUGUUGAUAUGAGAGAAUUUCGAAGUGAUUUGCCAUCCCUGAUACAUAAAAGAGGAAUUGAUAUUGAACCAUUAACAAUUACGGUAGGGGACUAUAUUUUAACAAACGAUAUCUGCGUGGAAAGAAAAAGUAUAUCCGAUCUAAUUCAGUCAUUAAACUCUGGAAGAUUAUACCAACAAUGUACUCAAAUGCAAAGAUAUUAUUCUAAACCAAUGUUAUUAAUUGAAUUCGAACAGAAUGGGUCAUUUAGUUGGCAGAACCAGUAUAUGCUGUCUGAAGAUAGUAACAACUUUGAUAUACAACAAAAGUUGUUACUUCUGACAAUCCACUUUCCAAAGUUGAAAAUUAUAUGGAGCCCGAGCCCCUAUGCAACAGCUCAGUUAUUUGAAGAAUUAAAACAAGGAAAAGAAGAACCUACUAUUGAGAACGCAUUAGCUAUUGGCUGUGAUCAAGAUUUAGAUAUUAUUGAAACUAAAUAUAAUUCCAGUAUUUAUGAUUUUAUGCAGAAGUUGCCUGGCAUUACAACUAAAAACAUUCAUCAAAUAUUAAGAAAUGGAAUAAAUCUUGGAGAAAUUAUAAAACAGUCUGAGGGCGAUCUGGAUUGUUUAUUUAAUAACUCAAUAGAUGCACGUGCAUUUCAUUCAGCGCUUCAUCAAUCUUGUAUACCAGAAAAAAAUGACAGAAAAGAAGAAUUUAAACAAAAAAAAUCCAAUUUCGGCAGAGGUAAACUAAAGAGGAGCAGAAAUAUAUGAGAAAUCAACAGUAAUCAAAACAUUUUAUUUUAUUUUUUCUAAAAAUAAAGCUAUUUAUACUA